AUGCGCCAAUUUAAUUCAAGUUGGUCUGAAGGUCCAUUUUCUGGAUGGUUGGAGUAUAGUGUGAAGAAAGAUGCUGCAUAUUGUCUAUGUUAUUAUUUGUUCAAACAUAAGUUCAUUCAUGGAAGUGCGGGUGAAGUUUUUUCGAAAAAUGGUUUUAGGGCUUGGAAUAAAGCUCUUGAAAGAUUGCGUUUGCAUGCUGGCGAGGCUAAUAGUGUCCAUCAUAAAUGUUUCAAUAAGAUGCUAGGUUUGUCAAAUCAUCAUCAAUCAAUCCAAGAUGCUUUUGACAAGCAAUCCGAGAAGUUAAAAAGUGAGCAACGAACGCAUUCGGAAGCCUCAAUUGAUGUUGCAAAACUUCUCUUGCAUUAUGGAUUGCCGCUCUUCCACACUCUCCAGCACCUCAUGGAUGCCGCCUGUGAUGACUCAGACCAGUCCAUCAAUGCCCCAGCAAGAGGCUGUGUGUUGGGAGCUAAGGCCAUAGCUACAACACCAGCAGACAUGAAAGAGUACCCAAAUUCCUAUGUUUUAAUUGUGGAUAUGCCCGGUAUGAAAUCUGGAGAUAUAAAGGAGCAGGUGGAAAAUGACAAUGUGCUGCUGAUAAGUGGACAAAGGAAGAGGGAAGAAGAGAAAGAAGGGGGAAAGUAUAUUAAAAUGGAGAGAAGGGUUGGGAAGUUCAUGAGGAAGUUUAUACUGCCGGAGAAUAUUAAUACUGAUGCAAUUUCUGCUGUUUGUCAAGAUGGGAUUCUGACUGUGACUGUUGAGAAGUUGCUUCCUCCUCGGCUAAAGAAACGCAAGACUGUUGAAGUUAAAUUUGCAUGA
This is a messenger RNA of Nicotiana attenuata, 816 nucleotides long. RefSeq names its product 17.3 kDa class II heat shock protein-like. NCBI's taxonomy places the organism in Eukaryota, Viridiplantae, Streptophyta, Magnoliopsida, Solanales, Solanaceae. The transcript has 2 exons. Bases 1 to 816 code for a protein of 271 amino acids. The record is from RefSeq and is a predicted model, not a curated record. Gene Ontology annotation, biological process: response to salt stress; protein complex oligomerization; response to heat.